AUGGGGAAAAAUUCUGAUAAAAUGACUGCUGCUGCUUCUCUAUUUAUGCGCUUGCAAAUAAGAGAAACUAGCAAACUCAGCAGAGGCCGACGAUUUACAUUUGAUGAAAAAAUGUUAAGUUUGUCACUUUAUAAAAGAUCACCAAAAUGUUACAGAAUGUUAUCUAAACUUUUUACUUUGCCAAGUAAACGAAGUCUUAAUACAAUAUUGUCUUCAGUUGUAAUAUCUACUGGUAUUUGCCCAUCAUUAAUGAGCGUGCUAGAAGAAAAUGUAAAAAAUCUGAAGCCCUCUGAAAAUGGUUUGACAUAUGAUUCAGCCACAGACCAAAUUGAUGGUUUUGUUGAUACUGGCUACAGCAAUAAUCAAUAUAUUGCUGACCAUGCUCUCAUUUUUAUGGUUCGUGGCAUUAAAAAAAAAUUUAAGCAACCUGUUAACUACUCUUUUUGUAAUGGAGCAACUAAACAAUAUGAUCUACUUCAGCAAUUGAAACAAGUCAUACGCCGAGUUCAUGAAUGUGGCUUGCGGGUUGUGGCAACUGUAAGUGACCAAGGGAGUGCUAAUGUUGGAGCUAUCAAGAUUCUAAAUCAACAAACAAGAGAUUUUUAUCUUAAAAACCAAUUACCGUAUGAUGACAAUUUUUAUGAAAUUGAAUUGAUGAAUAAGAAAAGAUUAAAAUUGGUACACAUAUAUGAUGUUCCACAUUUAAUGAAAUGUGUACGGAAUAAUUUAAUUACUAAGGAUUUAGUUUUUACUAUUGAUGAUGAAGUGAAAUGUGCUAAAUGGUCACACUUAGUUGACUUAUAUAGUGUAGAUAAUGCUAUUCCUGACUGCAAAAUGUUACCACAUCUUACUGACCAGCAUAUCAUACCAGAGAAAAUCUCAAAAAUGAAGGUCAAAAAUGCUACACAAGUUUUUUCACAACAGGUGUCUUCGACAAUGAACUUUUUAGCAGCUCGUAAUAUUAUAAGCUCAGAAGCACAACACACUGCAUGUCUUUGUUUAUUCUUUGACAAGUUGUUUGACUCGUUGAAUGGCAAUUUUGAUAAGGUUGUAGAUGGCAAAAUAUACAGAACAUCAGUUAAAAAAAAUUCACCACAUCAUAAACUCUGGGAACAAAGUUUAAAAGUACUUAGUACUAUGAGUUUUGUUGGUAAAAAUGGGAAGAAAGUGUCAGUUCCAACAAUACGUAAUUGGAUGACUACGAUAAGAUCCUACAAAAAUCUCAUUUUAAAUAACUUGGUAUCUUCGCAUUCACCAGCAUCUAAUUGUGAAGAAGACUUUACUGAAGGAAGCUUGGCUUCUUUCAAAAAUUUAUUCCUCUCUGCACAGAAAAAUACACCAACCAGUGAUAAAAUCAUAGCUGCUGACCUUCCAGUGGCAAUAAACCAACUACCAGAUUCUGCAUCUUACCUUCAAGGACAAACACAUACUACAUGGCUGGAUUUAUUAUAA
Messenger RNA from Diuraphis noxia (Russian wheat aphid), 1452 nucleotides. RefSeq lists its product as uncharacterized. The record is from RefSeq and is a predicted model, not a curated record. Lineage: Eukaryota; Metazoa; Arthropoda; Insecta; Hemiptera; Aphididae.